CUGCAGGUUAGUUUACCUCUCCGUACCAGUCCCACCGGUCAGCAGUCCACCUUCCUGGUCUUCGGUCUUCACACAAAGCAUGUUAAUGAUGCUGUAGCAAAGAUGAAGAAUCUGUACGAGGCUCACUGCUCCACAAAAACCUUCACAAAGGACGACCUGGCAGAUCUCACGCAGGGUGAUAUGAAGGACUUGAAGAAGCUUGCAGAGACAGAGGGUCUGUACGUGCAGGAGAACCCGCUCAGCCACGGUGGCCUGCUGGUGAGUGGACUAAAAGCUGGGGUCAACCAGGUGGAGCAGAUGCUCCACAGUAUCACUCCCCUUAGGAGAGAGAUGAGGUUCAAGGAAGAGGAAAAUCUCUACCCUCGAGUGGCCUGGUGUAUCCUGGGACGUAGCGGCAAGUGGAAAAGACUUCCCAAAACAGCCAAUUAUAAUCUGGAAAAACGUAAUAUCGCAAAAGGCAUUGUGGACGCGCAGGGUAACAUGUGGAGUGUAAAUUUACUGAGAAUGGAGGCCACAUGUCACAGACUGACAAAGCUGAAACGGCUUGAAAAUCUGGAAGACUUCACUUUCCCUCUGUACUGGGACGCUAUGACCCCUGCUGAAGAUCUGAAACAGGUUUUGGUGGACCCCUCCUCUGCAGAGUACCGCACUGUACUAGAGGCCUUCAGGAAAACAGUUACUAAGACUGUUGUGAAGAUUGAGCGCUUGCAGAAUGUUCAUCUACGUCGUGUGUAUGAACUGCAGAAAAAGCACAUGUCUGAAAAGAACAAGCCAGAAGGGGGUGCAGGUGAAAGGCUUCUUUAUCACGGGACGAGUCAGGACACCUACAAUUCAAUCAAAACAAAAGGCUUCAACAGGAGUUUCUCUGGCAAAAAUGCAACCGUCUAUGGUCUUGGAACCUACUUUGCUGUAAACGCCAGCUCCUCAGCUCAUCGCAGCUACUCCAUGACAGCUAAUGAUGGCACUCAAGCUAUGUUUGUGGCUCGAGUUCUCACUGGCGUCUACACUCCGGGCACCAGCAACAUGAGGGUGCCUCCGCCUCGCAACGUCCAGCAGCCUGACGAUCGCUAUGACAGCCUGGUGGAUAGAAUGGAGAACCCCAGCUUGUUCGUCGUGUUCCACGAUGACCAAGCCUACCCAGAUUACCUCAUUACAUUUUGUUAACACUCCAUUAGAGUGAACCUUAAAAGAAAUCAUCAUUAAUAUGGUUAUCGUUUGUACACGACUCACAUCCAGCUGUUCUGUUAAAUUUAUGGAUAUAGAUGUGUUCCUCAAAAUAUUAUGUUGAAUGAAAA
Molecule: messenger RNA, 1295 nt
Organism: Cololabis saira (Pacific saury)
Lineage: Eukaryota; Metazoa; Chordata; Actinopteri; Beloniformes; Belonidae
Product: protein mono-ADP-ribosyltransferase PARP15-like
Exons: 4
Coding region: 103-1164 (353 amino acids)
Biological process (GO): negative regulation of gene expression
Cellular component (GO): cytoplasm; nucleus
Molecular function (GO): NAD+ poly-ADP-ribosyltransferase activity; transcription corepressor activity
Source: RefSeq, a predicted model, not a curated record